AUGUAUAUCCUGGCCGGCGGAAGGGAUGGAAGGGCUAACAGAAGUGUGAUGUGUGUCCUGCUACCCCUGGCUGUCGCGGUGUUGUCGGCCGGAGUUUCUGCGAUGCAGGAGGAACACAAACCAGUCCAAGAACAACCACCACAAGAGGUAACUAGCUAACUAGCAAUCAUCGAUAAAAUGUAAUUAACCGAUGUUUCGCGUGCAUGCUAACGAUAGCGAGCUAACUCGUUAUCUAAAUACCAUUCCACAUAACUAAUAAUGCUAACUAACUAGCUAGCGUCGUUAACAUAGCCAGAACAAGAUGAUGUGUAAAGUCACCCCCCAGUAUCUAUUUCACUCGGUCACUUUGACCUAUUUCUGGGUUCAUGCUUUGGGGACAUGCCAUAGGUGGAAAACAUGGCUAGUUGGGUUAGCCACUUACCAGCUUGCUAUUUUACUGGCUGUUCUUACCUUCGAGCUCGUGUGUGGUGUUCAGUUCAGCGUUGUCCUGGUCGUUACUAGCCCUAGUCUGGAAGCUGAACUCUCAUAACUACCAAGUUGUAUUGUACCCCCAGUCUACGUGACUUGACUACCUGCGUCAAUGAGACAGACUGUACCAUUCCAAUAUGUGUACAGACAGACAAAUUAAAACAUGGUUUUCAUGGCUAACUUGUUGUGGAACUGAACUGACAUAUUUUUUUCACCCUUCAACAGAAAACUCCUACUGCUCAUGCCAUUGGUUCAGAGGUCAGUGAAAAUGAUUCCAGCAAAUCUGGUGACCUGGGCUUCAUCCAUGCCUUUGUUGCUGCCAUCUCUGUCAUCAUUGUCUCUGAGCUGGGAGACAAGACUUUCUUCAUCGCUGCCAUCAUGGCUAUGCGCUACAACCGCCUCACCGUGCUGUUAGGGGCGAUGCUAGCGCUUGGCUUUAUGACCUGCCUUUCAGGUUGGUGGAUGGAUGGGAUGUUUGGCUCCUGAUGGUUGGGGUAGAUAUUACCUUUUUAAGUUUGUUAAUGUAUCCCAAUUAGUGGAGGUACCAUAUGCAGAUGCAUCCUGGGUUUGUCUGAAUGUUUGGUUCUGUACAGUCUGUCCUUUGUCUUACUAAGUCCCUCUUGUGUUUUGUCAGUGAUGUUUGGCUAUGCCACCACCAUUAUCCCCAGGAUUUACACAUACUACGUGUCCACGGCUCUGUUUGCCAUCUUUGGUGUGCGCAUGCUGAGAGAGGGGCUGAAGAUGAGUCCAGACGAGGGUCAGGAGGAGCUGGAGGAGGUACAGGCUGAGAUUAAAAAGAAGGAUGAGGAGGUCUGUACAAACACACACACUGCCCACACCUACAUUUACAUAUUGUUUUCAUAUUACCCUGCUGUAACUCUUGGUCUAGGGUUUCAUUGUUUGGUUUGUAUUCCUAUUUCCUAUAGCUCCAGCGGUCUAAGCUGGUGAAUGGGGCUCCAGAUGUGGAGUUGGGUUCAGGGUCAAACCAUCCUCAUGGGAAAUGGCACAGCUUCAUCUCGCCUGUGUUCAUCCAGGCCUUCACCCUCACCUUCCUUGCAGAGUGGGGAGACCGCUCUCAGCUGACCACCAUCAUCUUGGCUGCCCGGGAGGUGAGUCCUGACAGACCCACUAUGGAGUCUGAGUCUGCUUUCCUAGUAAAAUGGCACAUGCUGGCAAAUGUUACACUGAAAUCAAGCCAAGGCUAAAAUGCUGAGGUGUGGCUGCAAAGCAUUCAUUGUGGAUCUGUCGGAGUUCAUGAUUAAGGUCAGGAUAUAGGGUUGCAGUGUACGUGUAAUAUACUCAAAGGGAAUUAUAUUGUUAGGGAAUGAUUGUUGUUCAUUUUUGCUACUGCACUGUGAUACUUGUUGGUUCUGUGAGAGGGUUAAAGGUGUCAUAAACAAAUGCUCUGUCUCAGGAUCCUUUUGGAGUGGCGGUGGGUGGUACUCUGGGACACUGUCUGUGCACAGGACUGGCUGUG
Molecule: messenger RNA, 1945 nt
Organism: Coregonus sp. 'balchen'
Lineage: Eukaryota; Metazoa; Chordata; Actinopteri; Salmoniformes; Salmonidae
Source: the annotation of a GenBank genome assembly